AUGUCUCAACCUCGUUGUGCACCUCCUCCCCCUCCACUACACAUCCCGUCUUCUAGUGACACUGUCAAAAUUAGCAUUAUUGACACCACCUCUCGCAUCAAGGGCCCUCCUACCGGCGUGUUCUUUGAGCCUAUAAUCAAAGGGUUUGAAACCAUAGACUGCCCUGCAUUUGCCUUUUUGAUAGAACAUGAAAAAAGUAACUCCAAGCUUGUCUUUGACCUAGGAGUCUCCAAAGAUUGGCGCAAUGGUCCCCCAGUGAUCGCCAACAGAUCCCUUAAGCUCGGUUGGGAUAUAUCGGCCCCGAAGAGCGUCUCCGAAAUCUUGGUUGACCAUGGUGUCUCUCUGGAAAGCAUUAACACUGUAAUAUGGUCUCAUUGGCACUGGGAUCACACCGGUGAUCCUCAUCUCUUCCCAUCCACCACCAGCCUGACCGUCGGCCCGGGUUUCAAAUCUGAAAUGCUCCCUGGUUAUCCAACCAAUCCUAAGUCCCCUUUCCUAGAGAGCGCAUACAAAGAUAGAGAGCUGGUUGAAAUCUCGUUCAACGAUGAGCGAGUGCUCGAUAUUGGGGGAUUCCGAGCUCUCGAUUACUUUGGUGACGGAAGCUUUUAUUUACUUGACUCCCCGGGCCACGCAAUCGGCCACUUGUGUGGACUCGCAAGGACUACUCCUGAUACCUUCGUAUUCAUGGGCGCAGAUAUAUGUCACCAUGGCGGACAGAUACGACCCACUAAAUACGUCCCCCUACCGCAUUCUGUUUCCCCAAAUCCCUUUCCUGACCGAAUAGGAAACUUAGAGUGCCCAGGGGCAUUAUUGCUCGCCAUUCAUCCCAAACACACUGCUGUCGAACCGUUUUACCAAGUAGCUGAUCCACCGCAAGGGGGAGCGGCCAGCACCAAUCCUGUUGAGGCCCAGAAGAGUGUAGAGAAACUGAUAAGCAUCGAUUGUCAUGAGAACGUCUUUACAGUCAUUGCUCAUGACAAAACCAUGUUGGACGUGUUGGAUUUUUUCCCUAAGCCGUUGAACGACUGGAAGUCUAGGGGGUAUAAAGAGACGAGCAUGUGGAUGUUCUUAAAGGACUUUGGGGGCGCGUUACCAUAA
Messenger RNA from Rhizoctonia solani, 1098 nucleotides. Its product is annotated as metallo-beta-lactamase superfamily domain-containing protein. The transcript is spliced from 2 exons. The coding region runs from base 1 to 1098 and encodes 365 amino acids. The record is from RefSeq and is a predicted model, not a curated record. Lineage: Eukaryota; Fungi; Basidiomycota; Agaricomycetes; Cantharellales; Ceratobasidiaceae.